This is a messenger RNA of Paramecium pentaurelia, 677 nucleotides long. The record is from the annotation of a GenBank genome assembly. NCBI's taxonomy places the organism in Eukaryota, Ciliophora, Oligohymenophorea, Peniculida, Parameciidae.
UAUGGAAAUAAUCAUUCAACAAACCAUAAAAAAAAUGAAUAGAGGAUUAUUUAUUGCUCUAGAGGGUCUUGAUAAAUCAGGUAAAUCAACUUAAGCUAAAUUACUUUCAUAAAAAUUAAAUGCUCAAAAAGUGUCAUUCCCAGACAGAACUACUUAACUUGGAGUUAUUAUAUCUGAUUAUCUAAGAGGAAAUAAAAAUAUGAGUGAUGAAGUGAUACAUUUAUUAUUUUCAGCUAAUAGAUGGGAGUAGCAGUACAAAUUUUUUUAUAUAUUCUAGCACAUCUAUUUUUAAUUAACUUUAAAAUGGAACUAAUAUUGUAAGUGAUCGUUAUGCUUUUUCUGGAGUGGCUUUUUCAGCAGCUAAAGGUUUACCAAUAGAAUGGUGCAAAGCUCCGGAUGCAGGACUUAUUUAACCAGAUAUCACAUUCUAUUUAACUGCCCCAAUUGAGGAACUAUGCAAAAGAGGAGAUUAUGGAAGGGAAAUAUAUGAAAAUUCUUCAUUUUAACAUAGAGUAGGAAGCUUUUUUGAUAUAUUAGCAUUGUAAGAGAAUUUUUAUAAAAUUGAUGCUCUUAAAAGUAUUGAUGAAAUUUAAGCAGAAAUUUUAAAUCAUAUUUCUGAGAAACUAAAAAAUAAUAGUUUAUUAUAAUAAAAAAAACUUUGGAAAUAGGUUUUGUGA